Molecule: messenger RNA, 654 nt
Organism: Anthostomella pinea
Lineage: Eukaryota; Fungi; Ascomycota; Sordariomycetes; Xylariales; Xylariaceae
Source: the annotation of a GenBank genome assembly
AUGUCGGGCCCCCGUCUUACAGCUCCCGCCGCGAAACUGGCUCGCUCCAUCAGCACCACCACCACGCCCGCUGCCAUUUCAUCCUCGGCUACCCUCCUCACAAGCUCAAAGGCCGCUGCGCCCUUGUCCCGCAAGUAUGCCGACCUGCUCAAGGAGCGGAAUACGGACGCUGAUCAUCCCCGCCACCUCUACACCCGUUCCUCCAACCGCCCUCAUCCGCAGCCCCGUAAGCUGCGUCUGAUGCAGACUUUUGCCUCCAGCAGCACCCCGGUUGCCGCCGCCAGCACGAUGAGCAUCGACAACAUGAUCUUCCCGGGAUCGGCCGCCCUCGAGGGCGCCGCCGUCGACCCCUUCGGCCACCUGCGCAUGCCGCUGCUGCCGGACAGCUUCACAACUCAAAACAGCCGCGAGGUGGCCGACGGGCCUAUCGCCGCCGGCGAGAUCAGCAUCGUCGCCGCGAACCCCGAGCUCGUGUCGCCCGCCGCACUGACUGAAGUCGAGGGCAUGGGCGUCGACGGCGUCGAGCUCAAGUUCGUGCAUGACGGCGACGCCGCCAUGGCCGAGCAACAGGACCAGGGCAUGUUGACCAAUAUGUUGAAAGGGAUUGAUAACAUGCUCGGUGGUGGUCGGAAUAAGGGCAACCUGGCGCUCUAG